Molecule: messenger RNA, 2226 nt
Organism: Symbiodinium sp. CCMP2592
Lineage: Eukaryota; Dinophyceae; Suessiales; Symbiodiniaceae
Source: the annotation of a GenBank genome assembly
AUGCUGGAGCUGGAUGGAAAUCCACAGGAGACGAUCAACGCCGUCUCUGUCUGCCUUGUCAUUGGGCUCGUGGGAGUGCCCGUGGCUUCGCAAGCUGCCGCGACGAUAUGGAACCGAUUUCGGUACAAAAAGGAUAGCCAGGCUGGGAAAUCCCAUGGCGAGGUGGAUCCGGGCAGCAGCAGACCGGCUGCGUGGGUGGUGUCCUUGCUCAUCUACAGCUACUUAUUGCUGAUUCCGGCAUUGUGCAUGACUCUCUUUAACAUGAUGAUCGGAGCCGUGGAUGCCGUCGUCUUGGAAGCCAAAUCUGAGAGUACCUUCGGCCUCGUCAGCCUGCUUGCUGAGACCGGCUCUUGGACAGGAGCUGUCCUGGUCACCAUUUUCGCCAUAGUAAUCCCCCUGCUGAAGCUGUACCUCUUGCUUCACGCAGAAUGUAUCCGACGCAGCAAGGAUGUGCGGCAAGUCUCUCGGGCCCGACACUAUAUCGGUUUUGUUCAAGUGAUCUCCAAGUGGGCAUGCCCGGACAUGAUUGCCUACAUUUUCCUUCUUUACUUGGUGCGGCACUUGAACCGACCACCCAUCAAUGGCCUCUUCACGCUGGACAUCGGAUUUGCAUGCUAUACGCUGUUCUGUUGGGGGUCAACCAUCUCAUCGUUGGGUAUUCACCCACCCAGGCUGCCAGAUGAGUCCCGCAAGAUGGAGCUGCGCUCGCCAGCUGACCCUUUCACCAUCAAGAUAUUCGGAAAGAAAGGAGCUGCGGCUCUCAUGCUGUUGCUGUUCAUGAUCUUUGCAGUGCUUUUCAUCUUGGGGAUGAGGUGGCCAGUGCUGGGGCUUCGCCUCGAUGCGAAGAUUCUGAAGCAGAACGGGCUCCCGCCGUGGCAGAUCCGUGUCAUGGAGGACAUGCACGUAGCAGAGCAUGCCAAAGCCGAUGUGACGAUCUUUCAGUGCCUGCAGCAACUGGCAGAUUUCCAGGCCGAAGCCUUUGAUGCCAGUGCGCUUCUCGCAAUCAUCAUGCUCGCCGUGUUUGUGAUUGCCCUGCCUGUACUGGACAUGUUGACGAUUGCAAUCUCCUCGCUGCGUUUUUUCGUCAGUGAUGCAGCUGCGAUUGUUCUUGAGGAGGCUGGCUUCUCUCUGGUAAAGCUGUCAAGGCGAUUGAGAAAGCUGGCAAUGUUGGAUGUAUUGCUUCUCGGUGUCAUUGUCGUCGUUUUGAGUGCUUCCAUAUAUCGCAGCCAAGGCAUGGUCUUAUUCCCAGGAUGGGGCCUUCUGGUCCUCACUGGUGCUGAGUUGGCGCACUAUGCUGCCGGCUGGGCACUCUGGGGCCUGAGUGUGGUGCGGCCACCUGCUUUCGAGGCGAAAGCCCUGGACCACCCAUCAUCUGGGACCGAAACCACUCUGGAAGAAGUACCUCCGGUCCAGGAAAAACAGCUCCGAAGAUAUUUGAUGCAGACUUUAGCAGGUGCUGUCAUCGCAUUCGGCACGAUCUCGUCGGUGGGCAUCCAAACACCGCUGCCGGAUGUCAGGUUGCAAUUGCCCAUUGACGAAUUUCGAGACAGGAUUUUGCAACAUAUACGCGAAAAUCGGGUCACCCAUAUCCAGGGAGAGACUGGCUGCGGCAAGUCUACUCGUCUGCCACAAUUUAUCCUCGAGGCCGGCAAACUGCACCUUUUCAAGGUUCGCAUGGUAGUGACACAGCCAAGGCGGAUGGCCGCUGUGACGCUAGCAAAGCGUGUCGCCUCCGUUCUCGGCGAGGAGAUUGGACAGGGAACCGUUGGUUACAGGAUCAGUGGUGACACCAUCAACGGCAAGCUAUGUUUCGUGACGGUGGGAUACCUCUUGCAGAGACUGGUCAACAACCCCGAGGAUUAUCAGCGCUACACGCACGUGGUCUUAGACGAGGUGCACGAGCGCGGUGUGGACGCUGACCUCCUUUCCCUGGUCAUCAAGCUGUUAAUGCACUGUUGCCCCACCGUGAAACUUGUUGUGAUGUCAGCAACCCUUCAAGCCACGCUUUUCGCCGACUAUUUUUCAUCGCUCCAUCCUGGGAGACGGUCUCCGGAGGUGCUGGCAGUUGGUGCGCGAUGCCAUCCGGUUGAGCAGCUUUUCCUGGAUGACUUGCAGCAGCAGCUGGAGCCUGAGAGUUCACAUCAGCUCGACCUGCACUUCGUAGCCCACAGUGCGGGCAGACAUUCUUCUCGUAACAGCAGCAUCGAACCUAUAUUGAUUUCUUGA